Heterobilharzia americana is the source of this 1314-nucleotide messenger RNA. The record is from the annotation of a GenBank genome assembly. NCBI's taxonomy places the organism in Eukaryota, Metazoa, Platyhelminthes, Trematoda, Strigeidida, Schistosomatidae.
AUGCCCGAACACAUCUCUUCAUCCUCAUCAUCCUUCGCACCGACUGACUGUAGUCAAACAAAUUCCUGUUCAGUGAGCAACAGUACUAAUGUUGAAAACUAUGAAACAAGUUUGCAUCGAACAGCUGGAUUUGUUAUCCAAUCAGUUUUACUUGUAUUUAUUAUAAUUGGCAAUUCUAGUGUACUGAUAUGGGCAUUGAAGAAUGUACAUAAAUCUCGAUUAAACAGAUUUGUGAUAAACUUAGCAAUUGCAGAUUUAUUUGUCGGUCUAGGAAAUCUCAUUCCUGAUAUUGUCUGGAAAACAACGGUUAAGUUUUAUGGACCAACUUGUUUGUGCAAAGUGACCAAGUAUUUAAUGAAUACAAGUGUGAUGAGCAGUACUUAUGCAUUGUUGUCACUGAGUAUCGACCGGUGCAUUGCAAUAAAAUGGCCAUUUUCAAGAAUUUAUGAUCAGGAUCGCUAUACAGUUAUGCUUUGCAGUCUGGGGUGGAUAUUUGCGAUGAUAUUCAACAUUCCAUCUCUGGUGUUUUUUGAUAUAAACAUACUUCCUCAGUUCGGUAGGCAAUGUUGGAUUACUUGGUCCUCUGGUACUUGGAAGCUCUAUUUGGUGAUUAUGAGUCUGCUGAUUUUCUUCAUACCAGUUGUGUUGAUAAUUUUGACACAUAUAACAAUAGUAAGAACAAUAUGGAAAGUGAGGAAUUCUGUUCUACGCUAUCACGUUCAUACACCGAGAACAUCUCAAAGUAAUAUACAUGUUGAAGAUAGACGUCCGAGGGAAAUUCAUUUUGAAGAGAAGAUAGGUUUGUCUAGAGCAUUCAAAUCUUGUGGAGAACCUCAUGAUUGUUUUCAACAGGAGUCAGUUUCAAAUAAGAAAACUGAAAUGAAGAGUAUGAAUUUCGAAGUACUAUCAAGCGAUACGCCAAUUUCGAUACGGCAGAAUUCAUGUGAACUGUCGAAGGCGAACUUAGUGGUUUCAAAGAAAUGUACGCAUUUAGAAUUCACUGAUAAUAAAUUAGAACACCAUAGUGUUUUGUCACGUGCAAAAAUGAAAUCUAUUCAGCUUACAUUCCUAAUUGUUGCAGUUUUCAUAGUUUGUUGGUUACCUUAUGUGGUUUGGAAUUACGUUAUGACAUUCGGUGGCCGGAAAAUGACAAGCUCAAUUAUGUAUACAUCCAUUGUAUUCAAUCAAUUAGUGAAUCUGAAUGCUGCUGCAGAUCCAAUUGUAUUUUGGCUGUUCCACGUACGUCGUUCAGGAAGCAGACGUUCAUGUCCAUGUUCAAAAAGACCACCUGCCACUGUAGUUUUAAAAUCUUAA